Messenger RNA from Meloidogyne enterolobii, 528 nucleotides. Lineage: Eukaryota; Metazoa; Nematoda; Chromadorea; Rhabditida; Meloidogynidae. The record is from the annotation of a GenBank genome assembly.
AUGUCUUUCAAUCAAGAGGGGCGUGAAUUGGAUGAAGAAAAUCCAUGCGAUGGCCUGAGACGUUCAAAGCGCAACAAAUACCAUUUAGAUGUAGCAGCUGUUAUUAAAAGUGGUGGCUGCUCCUCUUCUGGGCGCAACUAUUCCCCGCCAGCGAAGAGAAAAUGGGCCUCGCGUCGACCUGGGAUUCUACAAGCACCAAUUUUGAGAGAAGAAUCAGCAACACAACAACAGAAAGUUUCGCCCCGACGAAAUGACAAACGGAAACAACUGGAGAAAUCAGUGGCACUUGAAAAGGAGAAAAUAAUAAACAAGGAAUUAGAACAUCAAAAGUACGUAAACGCGGAUAAACAAAAUAGCCAAACUGAACAAUUAUCAAAUACAGAUGAUGAGGGAUCUUUAUUAAAACAAAAACCCGAAAUAAAAGCACAACAGGAUGUUGUGAGAAAUGACUCUACUUUAACAGAUGCUAUAAUUGAAGGUAUUGCAAUGUAUUUUGAGAUAUUUAAAUUUAACUUUGUGUUAGUAUAA